AUGGACAAGUCUGAGAAGAUCAUCGACGAUGAGGUCGGCCGGCUUAGCGAGAAUAUCCAGGAUUCCAACUUGUUUCUUGAUCCACAAAGUGAAAAGAAACUUGUUCGGAAGUUGGAUAUUUGGAUUGCGCCGGUUAUGACCAUCAUUUUCCUGACAGCCUAUCUCGACCGCGCCAACAUUGGCAAUGCAGCCUCAGCGGGCAUGACGGAGGAUCUUGGCAUGACCAGUGGCGAGAUUGGCAAUGCUGUUACCCUCUUUUACGUCACCUACGUGGCCGCCGAGGUCCCCUGCUCCCUCGUCCUCAAGAAAUUCCACCCUUCUCGCAUGAUCCCUCUCCUCAUCUUCUGCUGGUCUUGCGUCCUCAUCGGCACGGGCUUCAUGCACAAUGUUGGCCAACUCUACGCCUCGCGCCUCCUCCUUGGUCUCUUCGAGUCGGGCAUGUUCCCCUGUCUGGCACUGUACCUCUCGACCUUUUACUCUCCCGGCGAACAAGCUCUGCGCAUCUCAUACCUCUUCGUCUCCGCCGCACUGAGUGGAUCCUUUGGCGGUCUCUUCGCCUACGCACUUCUCAAGAUGGACGGUGUCGGUGGUCUCGAGGGUUGGCGCUGGCUGUUUAUCAUCGAGGGCUGUGCAUCGGUCCUCGUGGCGGCAUUUACAUACAUGAUGCUCCCCGACGACUUUGAGCACGCUCGGUUCCUCAACGAGGACGAAAAGUCGAUGAUGCGGGUGCGCGCCGAGAUUAAUGCGCGAUACAACGGCAAGCCGGACUUUGAUUGGGAAGAGGUCAUGCGCGCUGUCAGGGAUCCGAAGCUCUACAUUUCGUGCUGGUCUCAGUUCAUGGCGGAUAUCUGCUCGUUUGGCCUGAGCUCUUUCUUGCCGCUCAUCAUUCGUAGCUUUGGAUACGGAGUUGUUACGACACAGUUGUUGACGAUUCCUGUCUUCUUCUGGGCUAGCGCGGCAUACAUUGUGGUUUCGUACCUCAGUGACAGGUGGAAGCAGAGGGCGUUGUUCAUGAUGCCCGCGGCCUUGGUCACGGCUGUCGGCUAUGCUGUCAACAUUGGUGUGCCCAUGGAUCAAAGGGGUGUGCUGUACUUUUCGACAUUUCUCAUUGCGCCUGGUGUGUACAUGAUCGUGGGAUUGAACUGCGCAUGGUUGUUGAACAGUCAUGCGCCGUACUACAAGCGUGCCAUGGCUAUUGGUAUGAAUCAGUCCAUUGGCAACACCGCCGGUAUUGUGGUUGGUCAAAUCUUCCGCACGAAGCAGGACGGAAAAUACCUCAUGGGUCUCAGCGGUUCUCUCGCUGCCGCCUUGCUGGCAGUCCUCGGCCAUAUCUCACUCUACAUCUACCUUCGACGCGAGAACAAACGGCGCCAGAAUCUUACGGAGAGGCAACGAGAGGCCGAGAUUACCGCUGGCAAGAGUGGCGAUUUCCACCCUGAUUAUCGCUACGCGCUGUAG
This is a messenger RNA of Fusarium keratoplasticum, 1458 nucleotides long. Its product is annotated as MFS domain-containing protein. NCBI's taxonomy places the organism in Eukaryota, Fungi, Ascomycota, Sordariomycetes, Hypocreales, Nectriaceae. The transcript has 3 exons. The coding region runs from base 1 to 1458 and encodes 485 amino acids. The record is from RefSeq and is a predicted model, not a curated record. Gene Ontology annotation, molecular function: transmembrane transporter activity. Gene Ontology annotation, biological process: transmembrane transport. Gene Ontology annotation, cellular component: membrane.